This is a messenger RNA of Chlorocebus sabaeus (green monkey), 2301 nucleotides long. It is a transcript of the gene SPSB1, whose product is annotated as splA/ryanodine receptor domain and SOCS box containing 1. Lineage: Eukaryota; Metazoa; Chordata; Mammalia; Primates; Cercopithecidae. Gene Ontology annotation, biological process: proteasome-mediated ubiquitin-dependent protein catabolic process. Gene Ontology annotation, cellular component: SCF ubiquitin ligase complex. Gene Ontology annotation, molecular function: protein binding. The record is from RefSeq and is a predicted model, not a curated record.
UGGAACUAUGACCUUGUUAUUGCCUUUAUUUGGAAAUUAAGUAUGACUUAAGAUGCCAGUGGGUGCCUAUGGGUGCCAGUUGAUAAGGGGUAGACCUGUGAUGAUUGAUUUUGGAUGUCAACUUGACUAGAUUAAGGAAUGCCCAGAUAGAUGGCAAAGCAUUGAUUAUUCUCUAUGCUUCAGUACACACUGAGCCUGUCCCUUUUCUGCUGACAGGGAAACCCAGUGGUUUGACAUUAUGUAGAAUGAUCGGGCUGCCCCAGAUGUGUCUGUGAGGGGUUUUUUUGGAGGACACUGGCAAUUGAGUCACUCAACUGGGUGGGGAGGAUCUGCCCUCCAUGUGGGCAGGCACCAUCCAGUCAGCAGGGGCCUGGAUGAAACAAAAGGCUGGAGGAAGGGCGAAUCCUGGCUCUCUGUCCCGGAGCUGGGACGCUCUUCUCCUGUGCUUGGAUGUCAGAACUCCAGAUUUUCUGGCCUUUAGACCCUGGGACUCGUACAAGUGGUCCCCGGGGUCUUUGACCUGGAACUGGGAAUGACCGUGUUCCCCACCAUCCCGAAGCAGCUGACUUGAAAGAAGGGCAGUAGAGUCUUUUGAAGUUGCAAUUACAACGCCAGCUAGGUGACAGUACUUUGUAGGGCUGGGGCAGGGGUCUUCAAAAGGCUGUAUGUACUCUGUAUCAGCAUCCAAUAUAUGGUGCUGGUUUCUACCAUAGCCAGGAUUCACAGGUCCAGGAAUCAAGGGGAGGAAAUGGGAGUGGCACCGUGCAUCAUAUCCCCUAGGGACCCACUAGCGAAAUUUUUACUUCCUGUUCCUGUGACUUUAUGCUCUGCUGGCUUGGAGGUCUUCGUUCCAGAGGGAGGAAUGCUCCUCCCAGGAGACACAACAGUGAUUCCAUUGAACUGGGGGAAAGGCUGCCACCUGGCCACUUUGGGCUCCCUGUGCCUCUGGGUCAGCAGGCUGAGAGGGGAGUGAUAGUGUUGGCUGUGGAAAUUGAUCUGGACUACCAAGGGGAAAUUAAUCUGGACUGCUCCACAAUGGAGGCAAUACUGAACGCUGUGCAGCUUGCAGAGGUCUCCUGGCAGCCCGCCUUAGGAAUUCUGUCUGGCCCCGAUCAGAAUACUGGAGACGAGACCACGAGAUUGAUGAGUUUGCCUUGGGAGUCGGUGAGAAGGUGAAACCAGGGCGAACAUGGGUCAGAAGGUCACUGGAGGGAUCAAGACUGUGGACAUGAGGGACCCCACGUACCGGCCCCUGAAGCAGGAGCUCCAGGGUCUGGAUUACUGCAAGCCCACCCGGCUGGAUCUGCUACUGGACAUGCCCCCUGUGUCCUACGACAUCCAGCUGCUGCAUUCGUGGAACAACAACGACCGGUCGCUCAACGUCUUCGUGAAGGAAGACGACAAACUCAUCUUUCACCGGCAUCCGGUGGCCCAGAGCACAGACGCUAUCAGGGGCAAAGUCGGGUAUACCCGUGGGCUGCACGUGUGGCAGAUCACAUGGGCUAUGAGACAGCGGGGCACACACGCCGUGGUGGGGGUGGCGACAGCAGACGCCCCCCUGCACUCGGUCGGGUACACUACCCUCGUGGGGAAUAAUCACGAGUCCUGGGGUUGGGACUUGGGGCGCAACCGGCUCUACCACGAUGGCAAGAACCAGCCAAGCAAAACAUACCCAGCCUUUCUGGAACCAGAUGAGACAUUCAUUGUCCCUGACUCCUUCCUGGUAGCCCUGGACAUGGAUGACGGGACGCUGAGCUUCAUUGUGGAUGGACAGUACAUGGGAGUGGCUUUUCGGGGACUCAAGGGCAAAAAACUGUAUCCUGUAGUGAGUGCCGUCUGGGGCCACUGUGAGAUCCGAAUGCGCUACUUGAACGGACUCGAUCCCGAGCCGCUGCCGCUCAUGGAUUUGUGCCGCCGCUCGGUGCGCCUGGCCCUGGGGAAGGAGCGCCUGGGGGAGAUCCACACGCUGCCGCUGCCGGCUUCCCUCAAGGCCUACCUCCUCUACCAGUGAUGUUCGCCAUCGGACUGCCAGCACGACAGCCACCUGGUGCCACCUCACUGAGCCACCUGCCGCUGGGGCCGCCAUACCCUGCGCCUUGGACCGGCAUCCACAGCCAUGGACAGAGGUCCCUGGUCUUCCCUCAUCCUCCGUGGCUGCCUCCAUGGGACAAGGACCGAUUCCAACACAGGCUCCUCUUUCCCCCUUCCCGACAUCAGCAGAAGGCAGUGUCCCUGCAUGCCGUCCAUAUAUAACCCCUCUUUGAGAAAAGACACAGAGAAUAAACUCCUACGAAAGCCCUA